Messenger RNA from Ilex paraguariensis (yerba mate), 363 nucleotides. Lineage: Eukaryota; Viridiplantae; Streptophyta; Magnoliopsida; Aquifoliales; Aquifoliaceae. The record is from the annotation of a GenBank genome assembly.
AUGGAUGGGAAGUUCCGCACGAACUCGGUUUAUGUGCCCAGACUAAAGAAAGACGCAGACGAGAAAGGGAGAGGGAUGGAGGGAGAGAGAAACAAAGCUAUAAAAAAGAUUGACAGAUUCAUGACCAAUUCAUCUAAAUCCCUCGCUGAGUCAGGUUCCGAGUUCGACGAAAGGAGUUUCUGGGGGCAGAUUCGCGAUGACAGCGAACUCGGUGUUAGAUACACAGACGAAGACGAGAUUGAGGGAGAGAGCCCAUACCUGCGACCAGUUGACGUUGGAGGGAACAAUUUACCAGCCCAUACCACUGAUACAACCUGGAUGUUACCGUGUCUCCAUCUUCACAGGCAAAGAGACGUGGAGUAG